Pocillopora damicornis (cauliflower coral) is the source of this 3203-nucleotide messenger RNA. RefSeq names its product transmembrane channel-like protein 3. Gene Ontology annotation, cellular component: plasma membrane. The record is from RefSeq and is a predicted model, not a curated record. Gene Ontology annotation, molecular function: mechanosensitive monoatomic ion channel activity. Lineage: Eukaryota; Metazoa; Cnidaria; Anthozoa; Scleractinia; Pocilloporidae.
AUUUUGACGCCCACAAACAUCGAUCAUAGUCUGCACUAUUUAUUUUCCAGAAGUCUAUAAAGAAUAAAACAGGCCGAGGAAAGUCGGAUAUGUCGACAAGUGGCAACAGAACCUCCGGAGAAAUAAAAGGUCUCGAGGAAGAUGCAAGGUUAGAAAUGGGUGAAAUGAAUGCUAGGAAUUUAUUGACAAAUACCCCUGAGGAGAACAAAGAAAAAAAAUCUCCGUCGAGAUUCAUCUGGCUUAGAAAACGAUCUCCAAAUUCAACGGCCGACGAAAAUUCAAAACCGACCAAGAAUGCCUGCGAGCCCUCAGUAUCAACAUCAAGUGAGUCGCCGAAUAAGACGCAAACAGAGGAGGUGUUUACAGAUGUAUUUGAGAACAUUCAACUACAAUUAGAAGUUAUUAAGGGUGUAAAGGAAAAGCCAUGGACUAUGGACAGGAAAUUACAAAUUAUCAGAAACGCCAAAAACUACGUCGAACAGCAUUCAGGUGAUCUGAACAGACUGCAGCAUUUAAAGGAGUCUCGGAUAAGGCUUUUUCGACAAAUUAAAAGACAGUUCCAAAACUUCAUCGUGUUCUUCAUUCCUUGGGAAAAGAGGAUUAAAAAUAUUCAAGGACAUUUUGGGGCCGGCAUCGGUUCUUUUUUUCUUUUUUUACGUUCUUUGGCGUGGAUCAACUUCAUUUUGUUGACCUUUAUAACGAUCUUCGUUAUAGUUCCACAGCUCAUGAGUCCUUCGACAGCUCUGAGUAUUCCUGAGAGUGAGAGACACACAGCACAGCGUCUUACAGCAGUUCUUGAUGCCAAGGGAUAUCUGGAAUAUUCCUUUUUGUUUUACGGCUAUUAUGGAAAUGAGAACAUCCAGGUGGGCGUGGUCGAGUAUCCCUUGCCGGUGGCCUACUUCGCGGUUUUCAUGGUCAUUUAUCUCUUCAGUAUCAUUACUGUGCUCCGAGCUAUCACUCACGAACAGAGUCUAGUGAAGUCUUCAGGUCAAAAUGAUCAAUAUCCAUUCGGCUGGCGUGUGUUUUCAGCUUGGGAUUUUCUUAUCACAGAGCGAGAGACUGCGGAUAAUAAAUUAGCCUCCCUUACUACUGCUAUUAAAGAACAAAUGGUUGAGGCAGUGGAAAAAGGGAAAACGAUAAAUAAGAAAACCCUCAUCGCCCUCCGUGUAUGUGCAAAUGUGCUGGUUCUGGGCGUUUUAAGCGCAAGUGCGUACUUGAUAUACUUGGUGGUUAAGCGUUCAGAUGAAAGAGACAAGGAAGGAAGACCACCCACUGUGUUAGAGCAGUAUGAGAUCUCUCUCGCAAUUACCGGCAUGAAUGCUGUGUGUCCAGUAUUCUUCAAAUUGAUUUCCAUGAUGGAGCAGUAUCAUCCAAGAGUCGCUCUCUACUGGGAGCUAACAAGAAUAAUGUUCAUGUAUCUUGGAAAUAUGUACGUACUGGUCAUAUCACUCCUUAACAAAAUAAAUCAGUCAAAAGUAACUGCCUUGGACGUCUCAUCAACAAGUGAUGUGAUAAACUCGACUGUUAUUCCUGUUACCACAGUCACAAAAAACACCACAGAUGGCUCACUGUGUUGGGAAACCACAGUUGGUCAGGAGCUGUUUAAAUUAACAAUUAUUGACCUAGUAGCCCUGGUGUUUAGUGUGUUGACCGGUGACUUGUGCGUAUCCCUCACCGUCAGAUUUCUUAACUGUUUUCAAGGCCGACUCUUGGAUCUUGAAAAAAUCUUAGGUUAUCCCGAGUUCAAACUUGCGGAAAAUGUAUUGCAGCUUAUUAACAGCCAGGGACUCAUCUGGAUGGGUCUCGUGUUCUCUCCAGGGCUCAUUAUGCUAAACAUCCUGAAGCUAGUUAUUAUCAUGUACCUUAGGAGCUGGGCAGUGAUGGUCACUAAUGUCCCUCCCAAGAGAAUUUUCAAGGCCUCUCACCGGUUCUAUUUGGUUCUCCUUCUCGUUAUGUUGUUUCUGUGUAUGCUGGCUGUAGGAUAUGCUGCUGUGGAGAUAGAACCUUCAAAAUGGUGCGGCCCUUUCAGGGGCAAACCCACCAUGUACCGGGUACUUACAGAAUCCAUCGACAAUGGCCCCGCUCUGCUAGACACUAUAGUUGACUAUCUGAGUGGCCCGAGUGUCGUUAUCCCAGUGUUCAUAUUGAUGUCGAUUGCCAUCUACUACUAUAGGUCGGAAGCAAAUUACUUGAGGAGAUCCAAUCGUGAGCUUGGGUUGCAGUUACAAUACGAGAGGGCAGAGGACAGAAAGAAAACAUUCAAACGUGCUUCUGAACGCUACAGUAAUAAUUCUGACGACGACAAGGUCCCUUCUCUUCCAAGUGGCCAAACGCGUCAUUCAAAAACAAAAAGUAGAAACAAAUCUCGUCAGAUUUCUGAUAACGGAACAAAUGAUAUUAAGGAGCAUGAGCCUCCUCGAACAGUGGCGAAGAAAUCGUCCCAGAUGAAACAAUUGCGGCCGCGCGAAGAUAUGAUCCCUAUUGUCACAUACGAUGGAGUUAUGGAGGAGACUAGUACCGAAAGUGUCUUAAAUAGUACCCAGGACCACCGGCAGGUAAAAGUGAUAAUUCACCGGACGAGUAGUUCCAGUUCAUCAACUGUCUCAAGUGUUAGAUCCGUUGAUCAGCGGAUCACAAUUCCAAAGAAGAAACACUUGCGGUCACGUGAUCACGUUCAUGAGAGUCAAAGAUGUCAGAAUAACAUCGAAAACACCGAAAGUGAAAUACAAAAUACUGAGAAGAAUAGUAGUGGCUCUUCUAUUCAGGAAAGCUCACAUUGUGAAGAAUCAAUAGCGCUAAAAGUUACAGAUGAGGUGAAGAACAAUAAUGAGGGCUGCAAAACUGGCCAACAGACUAUUUUAGAAGGUGGUUCAUUGGCAGCCAUGUUUGAUUCUUAGAUACAAAUUUUGUAAAUACAUAUCAUACUUAAAAUUGUAGUCAGUUCAAACCAGCUUGUUUUUUGUGUUUCGCUUCAUCCACACAAGUAAACUAUCCAGUAAACAGAGAAGAAUUAUAUUUAUUGAUUGCGCAGAGGACGUCAGGACCUCGAUUUCCAUUCCGGUUUCAACGUCUGAAAAAUCGAAUUAAAUCAAUACACAUGCUGGGUAAUGAUAAUACUCUGAUAUUAGUGUUAUCCAUAACGUUCGAGUAAGUUACUUAACCUGCUGUAAAUAAAUGCGAAUAAAAUUUUUCAUGAAUGAAAA